UUGACGAGAAUCAAGGAUUUAACAUGGAAUUAUCAUUAGAUGACUACAUAGGCAGUACCUCUGGAAUGGAUUUUCACGUGCAAAUUAGAAAUACCCAAGAACAGAGAAACAUUGGUUUUUCUGGAAGAGGAAGAGGGAAUGUUCGAGGCCUGGGCCGUGGUAUUACAGGUUCAAAGUCAGGAGUAAAUACUGUGAAUUUUAGAGGUGGAGCAAAAGGUUUCAGAGGUGGGAUCAGAACUUUCAAAUCAUUGAGAGGUGGUUCAGAUGUAAAUACUGCAAAAUUUAGAGGAGGAAUUGUUUCUGGCAGUGCAUCCAGAAAUUUGACAAUUUCUGUUCCUAGUAAGUCUGGUGGAUUUGAUGCUAGAGCAAAAAUAUCUGCCAACAAGAGACCUUUGGAUGCAAGGGAUAAGUUGUCUUUAAAAGGAAAACAGACAGAUGCCAGAGCAAAAAUUGCAAAUAUUCAAGCUCAAAAAAUGGGAGUAAAGACUAAUGAUGCUAGAAUGAUUAUCACAAGUAAGACCGGAGGCCAAGGAGGAGAUGUCAAAGUGAGGGUGGGGUCUAGAGAUAACACAGAUAGUGCUCUUCUUACAAGAACACUUAAUACGGGAGGAAAACAAAGUUCAAUCACACGGACAAUACCAGGAGGAGGAGGAGCAGAAAAGCCUCCUUCCUCUAUAACAUUUGGACAAGGUGGAAAUCCAAUCAUUCAAAUAAAGAACGAUCAGUUUCACAACCCACGACAGUCGUCUGGAGGUCAGUUAGAUAUUUACUAUGAUGAGGAAGAAGAAGGGAAUGUCCAAAAGCCUAUGACCUAUUUAGUUGAGAAAACACUGACUGUUAAAAAACCUCAACUCCUUCCAACUUACAAAUUUACACAAGAAGUACCAAAACGUCAACCUCCAGUUGUGAAAAAGCCCGUCAUGAUUUCAACAAAGAGACCCUCUCCUAUCCAUUUUGUUAGCUCAGAUGAUGUUAUUGAUGAGACACACAGGGAAUUGAAACGUAAGGCAUCUUCAGCACCAGUGUCUGGACCACUAAAGCUUGCCAGAACCACUGGGAUUGUACCAGGAAUUUCUGCUGUACCGUUAGAAAGGCCCAAAGUGUUGACGUCAGCAAGUGUUAAAGAGGAAGAAAUCCCAGCAGAGUUGCAGGAAUCAAGUGGGUAUCGUGUCAUUGUCUCUAAUCUUCAUACUAUUGUGGUACAAAAUGACAUUAUAGAGCUGUUUGGAGCCAUUGGACCAAUCAAACGAGCCCGGCUUUUGAAGGCAGGAGUAGCUGAAGUUGUUUACCUCAAUAAAGAGGACGUUCAAAAAGCUAUCCAGAAGUACCACAACAGAGAAUUGGAUGGAUUGCCAAUGCAGGUAAAAUUGUACACUCCUCCCAAACCAAAAAAGGCUACACCUGAAUCAAUUGUUGGCAAUGUCAAAGAUGUGGAGGGUCCCCUCAGACUUGGUAAGGAUAAUCCAAGGAAAGGCUCAGAUCUUGAUGUUGGUAUACUACACAAAGCUUUGUUCAAGACUGGUACUCCAAACAAAACAAAGGUGGCUUUUACAGUGAAAGUGUAAUUGUCCACUCCAGAGCAGGCCAUGUAGAUUUUCUCCAGCAAACUUGUCUUGCUGCAAAACUAGAAUGUAAAUAUUGGCAAUUCAAAGGUCCUUAUUUUUUGUGAGCCAUCACCCACUUUGUAUGAAAUGAGAUUAUCUGCCCAUAUAUCCAUCUCCUUAAAGCUUUCCCACUUCCCUUAAAUAACUUUGUUAUUGCUUAUUUUCAUGUUUCUGUAGAGUUAUGCCCCUCCCCUGUCCCUCCAAAAAAAAAAAUUAGUAAAAUUAAGUUUUGGAGCAAAGACUUAACAAAGUACUGUGAGUCCUUAUUUUAUACAAGGAUACUGCAAAGGAGUUGUGUAUAUGGUGCAUAAAGAUAAAAAGAUGAGCUUUUGUGACAACAGAAUAUAUUCAUAAUUCAUGUAUGUUAUCAUCUCAAUUCAUAUUGUCAUUAAUGGAACAUUUUUCAAAUGUCAGUAUCAUAAUCAUAGGCUUUGUUUUACAUUCAUGUUUCAUUAAAGAAUUAGCACACUA
Molecule: messenger RNA, 2075 nt
Organism: Saccostrea echinata
Lineage: Eukaryota; Metazoa; Mollusca; Bivalvia; Ostreida; Ostreidae
Product: polymerase delta-interacting protein 3-like
Exons: 8
Coding region: 24-1565 (513 amino acids)
Biological process (GO): mRNA export from nucleus
Cellular component (GO): nucleus
Molecular function (GO): mRNA binding
Source: RefSeq, a predicted model, not a curated record